GUCGGCUCUGAUGCCGCAAUCGGGUACCGGUGACAGGAACUAUUCGCGGCAUAUGAUCAGUUAUUAUUAUUAUUAUUAUUGCGUUGCAAUAAUUUUUCUUGCCGGCUCACUAGGGAAUUUAUUUUUCUACGGCUCACAAACGGCACCAAUUUAUCUAUCUGUACAUUACAUAUCCGCUGCGGGAAAUUCAACAUCCAUAACGUAGAGCUUGGAAGAGUCGACGGUUCUUUAUGUUUUAAAAAGGCUCAGAGGGUUUUGCAAUCCGGUGAUCCGGUUCUCAGGACAAAGCUCUCCCAACUGAAGAUUAUUUGUUGUUCAAGCCGGGAUUGCAGGCUGGCCCCCCAUAUUUUGAGACGAGACUACUCGCGCUAACUACUUGAAACUAACCAUCGCUGCCAUCAGAGUAGUGGGGAGGCCAUUAACCGAGGAGCUGCCUCGGAACCCUGGCGUUUCUAUCAGUCCUAUAACUAACCUAUACCUAGCCCAAGGGAUACUACGCUGCAUUAAGUAGUAGUAAUAAUGUGAGUGAUGAAUAAAAAGAACGCUUCACGGAUGCUUAAACGUGCCGAAGACAGGAUGGGUCUGGUUUGCCCACGGACAUAAUGGAAAAUGCUCCGUCUAACUAAAAACCGACCUGCGAAAUACAGGGAAGGUUUGGCAACUUCACGAGCACGAUUGCAGUUUGGCCGAGCCGAUGGACGCCGACUCGAAAUAGACGCCGCCCCUAGGUACCCUCCCCACAUGACACGUUUUUCUCCCGCCUGCGCUUCUCUUCGUCUUCUUUCUCUCUGUUUUCCUCUUCCUCUCCUUCUUCCCCUUCUUCUUCUCCAGCUUCCAACCACGACAGCCGGCAUUGAGGAACCAUUUCAGUCUUGCCUUCCGCUUCUUUAUCUUUGUCUGCGUCUUCGGACAUAACUUUGGUGGGAUGGUCUUCACACCUCCAAAAUGGGUUGGGCCAGCCCCGAACAUCCCAGAUAGCACCCCGAUUUCUGAGUUCAUGCUUACUGAACGCCAUGGCCGCUAUCCAUUGCGAGACUCUUAUGAUCCCUUCGUUUGUGGCCUGAGCGGAAAGUCCUACUCUGCCCCGGAAGUUGUAGAGCGCGUGGAUGUUCUCGCGCGCUCCUUGUGCAAGGAACUUGGCUGGCGUCCGAAUGAAGGGCCAGAGAGCAACCGGGUGGCUUGUAUCUUCAGUGUGAACACGAUCGACUACCUGACUCUCUGCUGGGCCAUCCAUCGAUGCUCCGGCGUUGCUUCUCCUGCGAAUGCGACCUAUUCUGCCCCUGAACUCACCCACCAACUCAAGGACAGCGGAUCGAAGUCCAUUUUCACAUGCGUCGUAACUCUUCCCAUUGCUCUAGAGGCUGCAUCCAAUGUUGGCAUCCCCAAAAGCCGCAUUUAUCUUCUUGAUCUGCCGCCUCAGCUUUUAGGUGGUGGGAAUAAGCCAGACGGAUUCAAAACGGUGGACCAGCUCAUUAAAGAAGGUCACUCAUUACCAGAGGUGGAGAAGCUUAACUGGCAGCCAGGGCAGGGUGCAAAGCAAACUGCGUUCCUUUGCUACUCUUCAGGAACCUCCGGAUUGCCGAAAGGCGUAAUGAUAUCUCAUAGAAAUGUGAUCGCCAAUACGUUGCAAAUUAAGGCGUAUGAGUCGCGACAUCGCGACAGCUUGAAAGCCCCUGGAGCCCGAUUGGACCCCAAAGAUGUGGCUCUAGGCCUUCUGCCCCAAAGCCAUAUAUAUUCGCUGGUGGUUAUUUGUCAUGCUGGCCCUUACCGUGGCGAUAAAGUGGUCGUCCUCCCGAAAUUUGAAUUUAACGUAUACCUCAAUGCUAUUGAAAAGCAUCGAAUCUCAACCCUCUACCUGGUUCCUCCGAUCAUUAUCCUUAUGUUGCGAAAUAAAGUGGAAUGCGACAGGAGUGGCCUCGAUUCUGUUACUACGAUCUUCACUGGAGCUGCUCCACUUGGCGCUGAAACGGCAGAAGAGGUUGGAGUGUGGAAACCUUCCUGGAAGAUUAAACAGGGCUAUGGCCUCACUGAGACAUGCACUGUCGUAUCCAGCACGAGCAACGACGAUAUCUUCCCCGGCUCCUCUGGGUCAUUGCUUCCAGGCGUCGAAGUACGCCUUGUAUCUCCCGAUGGCAAGGAGAUAACCGGCUAUGACCAGCCAGGCGAGCUCGUCGUUCGCUCUCCAUCUGUCACGAUCGGUUACUUGAACAAUGAAAAGGCGACCAAGGAAACGUAUAGGGACGGCUGGAUGUAUACGGGCGAUGAAGCCGUUUUUCGCCUCUCGCCCCGUGGUAACGAGCACGUCUUUAUUGUCGACCGCAUAAAGGAACUCAUUAAAGUGAAGGGUCUACAAGUCGCCCCGGCUGAGCUGGAAUCACAUCUCCUCUCCCAUCCAGCUGUUGCCGAUUGCUCCGUAAUCCCCGUCCCAGACUAUGCGGCAGGAGAGCUACCAAAGGCAUUCGUUGUCAAAUCUCCUGCUGCGGGUACUGAUGAUGUGGCUACCAUCAGAUCAAUUCAGAAGUAUGUCGAAGACCACAAAGCACGCCAUAAAUGGCUGAAGGGAGGUGUAGAGUUUAUCGAUGUUAUACCCAAAAGCCCUAGCGGGAAGAUUCUGAGGCGGUUAUUGAGGGACAGGGAAAAGGAGGCGAGGCGGAAGGCUGGAGUGAAAUUGUAAACCUAUUUUGCUUCCUGGCUUUCUUCUUUGUUUGCCCUAUUGUCUAUAUAAGGGCUAGGUACCAGAUCUUCUGGAAGGGCGCCUGGAACUAUAUAUGCUACAUGAUAUUAUAUUUAAACUGUAUAACGAUUAUAAACCCGCAAUUUUAGAUAUUUUUAUACUUCAUUGACACAACCGAGUAAAUCACUGGGAGGCAUUGGAUUAGCAAUUCCUGUGUGUAUGCAAUGUAAUGUGCUCCAUACAUCAUAGAAGAAUUAACCCUGAUAAUAGCCCCCAU
Messenger RNA from Blastomyces dermatitidis ER-3, 2951 nucleotides. Its product is annotated as AMP dependent CoA ligase. The transcript has 5 exons. NCBI's taxonomy places the organism in Eukaryota, Fungi, Ascomycota, Eurotiomycetes, Onygenales, Ajellomycetaceae. Bases 926 to 2674 code for a protein of 582 amino acids. The record is from RefSeq and is a predicted model, not a curated record. Gene Ontology annotation, molecular function: CoA-ligase activity.